Taeniopygia guttata (zebra finch) is the source of this 996-nucleotide messenger RNA. Lineage: Eukaryota; Metazoa; Chordata; Aves; Passeriformes; Estrildidae. The record is from RefSeq and is a predicted model, not a curated record.
AUGGAAAGGGAGAGGAAAAUGGAGAAAUACAGGAGGGAGCUGCCCCGGGACUCACCUGCAGCGCCUGCCACCUGCGCCGCUGGAGAGCCCCGCGCUCCCGUGGGGCGGCCACGCGCGAGGGAGCAGGGAAACGCCGCGCCCCGAGGCGGGAGCGGGCGCCGGAGCGGGCGGCUCGCCCGCCUCCCCCGCUCCGCCUGUCAGGCCGCCUCCUCCCCUGCCUCCCUGCCUCCCUGCCGCGGCCGCUCACCUGCCGCCGGCCCCGGCACCUCGAGCGCGCCGCCGGCCCCGCUGCCCCCGCCCCGCCGCCUCGCCCUGCGCUCGCCGCUGCCUCAGGAGCCGCCGCACCCGUCACCGCUCCCGUUUGGGGAGGAAGCGGCCACCAUGUUACUUUCUCCCCCUCCGACGCCUACAGGCGGUGCAGGGCCCGCCCCGAAAGGAGGCGGUGGCGGCGGGGCCGGGAGCGGCGCUGCGGCGGCCAGGGGGCGCCGGCGGGAGCGGCCGGAGGCCGCGGCACGGGCACCUGCGGCGGCGCUCCGAGAGCCGGGCCCAGCCCCUCAGGCGGGCAGCCGGGCCGGGGUACGGGGGGCUCUUGUCCCCGCUCCGGCUUCGCUGAGCUGUUGGGCUGUACCAGGAAAAAGAGAUAUUGCUGGAAAUGGGCAUGAUCCUGCAAAGAUGAAAAAAAGCAAAACAGGACACAAGAGAAAAGGAGGUGGAGGCAAGUAAACAUAAACAUUAUCAUUAUAAUUCUAUUGCUAUUUUAGUUUAAGAAUUAAAGAAGCAACAAUUCUUACACUAGGGGAGAGCAAAAUGCUCUCUGGAAAGAGAGUAGGGAUGUAGGCUGGGGACUACUGUUGUGAGGGUCUUUGGCUAAGAGCCCAGGUGUCUGGGAGCUACAUGGCAUCAGUUAACUCACUUGGGAAUACAUGAGGGUGUUUCUUCCUGAGAGUUAACCACAGGCUGUGAUUCCACAAAAGCUUCAAGCCAAUUGAGGAGGCC